Messenger RNA from Letharia columbiana, 1557 nucleotides. RefSeq lists its product as uncharacterized. Gene Ontology annotation, cellular component: nucleus; mitochondrion. The record is from RefSeq and is a predicted model, not a curated record. Gene Ontology annotation, molecular function: single-stranded DNA 5'-3' DNA exonuclease activity. Gene Ontology annotation, biological process: interstrand cross-link repair. NCBI's taxonomy places the organism in Eukaryota, Fungi, Ascomycota, Lecanoromycetes, Lecanorales, Parmeliaceae. Bases 1 to 1557 code for a protein of 518 amino acids. The transcript has 2 exons.
AUGGACAUGCCCGUCGCGGACCAGCAGGAUGGGUUCAGUGACUAUGGCUCAGAAUUCACUCCCGACGAGGAGGAGAUCUUAAACGGGCUUCUCCACCAGACCCCAGAGCAAGACGACGGUCCAAAUAGAGACCCGGAUUUUCUACUUAAAGACCUCAAGGAUGAAGAAGGUCCUCGGGGUGCAAGGAUACUUCGUCGCCAGGGCCAGCAAUCCCAAGAUUAUCCCCCACUACCAUUGUCCAAGACGAGGUUCACGAUACAGCUCGACGGCGACAACAACCGCUCAGCGGAUAUCGAAAGCCGUGAGAGUCGACUCAAAAGAGAAAGCUCCGUUUCCAUCGAAGCUCCUCUCUCCCCUAAACCUGAAGUGCCGGAUCUGAGGUCCCCCCUCGAACGCUUCCGAACGAAGCCAAAAAAGGCUCUGAGCGUCACAGACCUCAUUUCGCCAUCGUGGUGCGAGCUGCAAUACUGGUUCACUCUCACGAAGCAUGGGAAGAAGAGAAGGACUCCAGCUAUGAAACAAGGGUCUGCAGUACACAAGGUAUUGGAGGAUCAGGUACAUGAGACUGUGGCGGUGGAUAUCACGUCCAAAGAAGAAGUCUGGGGACUGCGGAUAUGGAAUGUGAUCCAAGGGCUGAAGACUCUACGGAAAACAGGCAUGACGCGGGAGCUCGAGAUCUGGGGCGUAUUAGACGGUCUGGUUGUUAACGGCGUGAUUGACGAGCUCUCUUAUAUCUGCCCAGAGCCCGAACUUGAAGAAGCUGAAGAAAACCGCGAGGUUGCAAAGAAAAUGCCCGCAGCUGACCAAAGGACUAUCACCGACUUCCUCGGCCCGUCGACCCUGGAAGGCAAUGGCACUGGUGUGCUCAACAAACUCCACUCCGCCCUGCCCGAAAAGACGCCAAAGAUUUACAUUACAGAUGUCAAAACCCGUGGCACAAAAAGCAUACCAAAAGCUCCCUCAUUCCGCCCGACCUUGAUGCAACUUAUGCUCUACCACCGAAUUCUCUCCGACCUUGCUACGAACAAGGUGAACGCCGACGUAAUCUUCGACCGCUACGAGCUGAAAGCAGAUGACUUAUUCAGUGACGGCUUCAUAGCCCAAAUUGGCAGCCUCAAUGAAGAUGAUUUCCUAGCGAUGGAUAGUCCGUUGCACAUGCCAGAAGGUUCAUCGCUGCCAUCAUCGCAAGACAGCAUGACCAUCCUCCUCGCCCACAACUCCCUGCGGAAACUUUGGACGCUCAUGAUGCAAGAGUUCGCACGCACCUUCUCCGCAGGUGCGAAGAGUAUUGGUAACGUGCUGAAGGCCGAAUACCGUACCCCAACCGACGGAGCGAUUCUGGGCAAUAAAACAUUCCUCUACGACGACACGGUUAUGCAGAAAUACCUGGACAGUGAAAUGAGAUGGUGGAAAGGCGAGCGGGCCGCGGAGGGUGUUUGUGUCGAGGAAGCUUACAAGUGUCGCACUUGCGAUUUCUUCGACGAGUGCUCGUGGAGACGGAACAAGAUUGAAGAGGCGACGUUGAAGAUGCGGGAGAGGAAGAGCAGUGUGGUGUGA